AUGACCAAGUGUCCUCCUAACCCUGUUUUUCUUCUCUUCCUAUUCUUUAGGAUUUUCUUGGUCAUGGCACAAAACACAACCAUCCCAAUCAAUGUGGGUGUGGUUCUUGACUUAGAUACCCAGUUUGGGAAAAUAGAGUUGAGCUGCAUCAACAUGGCCCUCUCUGACUUCUAUGCCUCUCAUUCUAACUACACUACUAGACUGGUCCUGCACACAAGGGACUCCGCGAGAGAUGUUGUUGUGGCAGCUGAUGCAGCGCUAGACUUAAUAAAGAAUGUUGAAGUGCAAGCCAUCAUAGGGCUAGAAUCAUCAAUGCAAGCCAACUUUGUAAUUGAUCUUGGAGAUCAAGCUCAGGUGCCCAUAAUCUCAUUUUCAGCAACAAGCCCUUCUCUCCGGGGUUCAUAUUUUUUCCGAAUUGCACAGAAUGACUCAUCUCAAGUUAGAGCCAUUGGUGCCCUCAUCAAAGCUUUUGGUUGGAGAGAAGCAGUGCCCGUCAGCAUCGACAAUGAGUUCGGGGAGGGACUAACACCUUACCUGACUACUGCUUUGCAAGAAGUUGGUGCUGGUAUCCCUUAUUGGAGUCUCAUUCCUUCAAUGGCCACUGAUGACCAAAUUAUUGAAGAGCUUCACAGGUUGAUGUCAAUGCAAACCAGGGUAUUCAUAGUGCACAUGUCGCCUUCACUUGGCUCUCGGUUUUUUGCUAAGGCAAGAGACAUUGGCAUGAUGGAGGAAGGUAAUGUUUGGAUAACAACGAAUGGGAUGACUAACUCUUUUAGUUCCUCCAGUUCUUCUGUCGACAUAUAUAACAUGCAAGGGGUGUUAGGAAUAAAGACUAAUGUUCCAAACACAAAAGAACUUGAAAAUUUUAGAGCUAGAUGGCGAACAAAAUUCCAACAAGACAAUCCAACUAUCCUUAACGUUAAAUUGGAUGUUUUUGGACUAUGGGCUUAUGAUGCUGCUUGGGCAUUAGCCCUGGCGGUUGAGAAGGUCGGGGGUACAAACUUCAGCUUCCAAAAGAUGAACAGUUCUCAUAAUUACACUGUUUUGGGAAGCUUAGAGGUCUCUCAAGGUGGUCCUGAACUUGUCCGAGAGCUAUCAGGUACGAGAUUCAGAGGCCUUUCAGGAGAUUUCAGUCUUAUUAAUGGGCAAUUACAAUCAUCAACUUUUCAGGUAGUUAAUCUGAAUGAUAAUGGGGAAAGAGGAAUUGGAUAUUGGACACCCCAAAAUGGACUUGUGAGAUACAUAAAUUCGAACAGAAACACAAACAGAUACUCUACUUCUAAUGCCAGUCUUGGACCUGUUAUAUGGCCUGGAGACACCACCUUGGCUCCAAGGGGCUGGCAGAUUCGCACGAACGGGACCUUAAAAGUCCUCGUCCCAGUGAAGCAAGGGUUUGAAGAAUUAGUAAGUGUGGUACAUGAUCCUAGCACUAACACAGCCAAGGUCACUGGUGGAUACUGCAUAGAAGUCUUUGACGCUGUAAUAAAAGCAUUACCAUAUCCUGUUCCUUAUGAGUUUUAUCCCUUUGCAAAUCCUAAUGGGCAGAGCGCUGGCAGUUACAAUGAUUUGAUCAAUCAAGUGUUUCUUGGGAACUAUGAUGCUGCAGUUGGAGACAUAACUAUUAGAGCAAACAGAUCCUUGUACGUUGACUUUACAUUGCCAUUCACAGAAUCUGGGAUAUCAAUGGUCGUCCCCAUCAAAGGCAAUGAUGCCGGUAAAAACACAUGGGUGUUCUUGAAGCCUUUGACGUGGGAUCUCUGGGUUACAAUCGGCUGUUUUUUCAUAUUCAUUGGUUUUGUGGUCUGGUUUCUUCAACACCGGAUAAACGAAGACUUUCGUGGGCCUCCACAUCACCAAAUUGGCACAAGCUUUUGGUUCGCCUUCUCAACCAUGGUUUUUGCACACCGGGAACCAGUAGUGAGCAACUUGGGUAGGUUUGUAGUGAUCAUAUGGUGCUUUGUCGUCCUCGUACUGACUCAAAGCUACACUGCCAGUUUAUCAUCAAUCUUAACAAUUCAACAGCUCCAACCAAUAGUUACUGAUGUGAACCUUUUCUUGAAGAAUGGGGACAACGUUGGUUACCAAGAAGGCUCUUUUAUUUAUGGGAUUUUGAGUCAGCUAGGGUUUAAGGACGAUAAACUUAGGACCUAUAAUUCCGUAGAAGAAUUAGAUAAACUUCUUCAGAACGGGAAUGAAAAUGGAGGUCUUCCAAAAAGUUCACUUCUCACGCGUGAUGUUUCGACAGCAAUCACUCAAGUGCACGAGGGAGAUAAAAUGAAGGCCAUCGAGGACAAGUGGUUCAAGAAAACAGCAAGUUGUUCAAACCCCAACACUGCGAGCUCUUACAACACUCUUAGCCUUGAAAGCUUUUGGGGCCUCUUCAUUGUUGCUGGUGUUGCUUCAUCGUUAGCUCUCCUCAUCUUUGCAGCCAUGUUCCUCUAUGAGCAUAGCCACAUUUUGACAUGCGUUGAUUCAAAAGCCUCAUUUUGGACAAGAAUUCGUCAAGUACUAAGAGCAUAUGAUCAACAAGACAAGACUUGGCAUGCUUACAAGAAAACCAGAAAAGAAGAUGGUGUUCAUGGAAUAGCUGCGGUUGAAUCUUCACUAAACACCAACUGUCUCUGCCUCAGAAGGCCAUCAAGAUCUAGCAAACCAAAUCAAAUUGAACCAGAAAUUGUUCUUGAAGAGCAGCAGGGAACAACUUCUACUCAGCAUAGUGAUUUGAAUCCGAAUGCUAUAGAGUUAACGGCUAUCACAUAA
Molecule: messenger RNA, 2760 nt
Organism: Prunus armeniaca (apricot)
Lineage: Eukaryota; Viridiplantae; Streptophyta; Magnoliopsida; Rosales; Rosaceae
Source: the annotation of a GenBank genome assembly